Messenger RNA from Oikopleura dioica, 2073 nucleotides. Lineage: Eukaryota; Metazoa; Chordata; Appendicularia; Copelata; Oikopleuridae. The record is from the annotation of a GenBank genome assembly.
AUGACUCGAGGAACCGAGUCGGGAGACCAGCGAAACGUUGCCUCCGCCGCCAACCUCGGGGGAUCCUGGAAGCCUGGCGAUGAUGCCGCUCGAACUCAAGGACACGUCGCUUACGGACCAUGCGAAGAUCCCAUCAAGCAGGAGGCCCGAGAUGCCAACUUUGCUGACAUCGUCACUCUUCCCAUUCUCCCAGAGCCCCAGCAAAAUCCUCUCACUGCUGGCAUGAACAUGUGGAGAUCUGGCGAGUUCUCUGCUUACGCACUCAAGGAUCGAAUUCUCGGAUUCUGGCGAUGGGCUAACCAGAACAACACCAACGGCGAGAAGUGGUUCCACGAAGCUCGCCGACGAGUUCCCGGAGUCUGGGAGUGUUCAACAAAUGAUCGAGCUUGCAUUUACGAAGCUGAGAUGCAGUUCAAAAAGGAUCGAGAAGUCGAUCGAAUGGUCCUUCAAGUUCUUGAAGACCGCCUUCGAUCUUGCUGGAACGCCCAGGGAUCGCUCUGGGGCGACCGAGACAUGAACACAGAGAAAUGCAACGAACUCGCCAUGUUUAAGCGACAAGCUGAUAUGAAUUACGCUGCCAAGUACCGAAAUUUGAACCACUGGGGUGUCCAGUCCACCAAGGCUCUUAUGAAGCAAAAGAACAGAUUUAUCGAGAAGAGAUGGCUCGAACGUCAGGGAAAAUCCUUCGACGAAAUCCAAAACAUGAUGCACGAACCUCUUUCCCAGGCCUUCUUUUAUGACAUGUGGAAAUGGACGAUGACUGUAACUCGGGUGUUGGUUCUCAUCGACGAUACGAUUUCCAUGGCUGGAAUUCAUCCUGAGACCAAUCGUUCCUUUUUGGACAUGGCGAAAAGCAUCGCUUCGGACUUUUUGGACGCACUGGCCGAGUCAAGAUUUGACGUCCACAUUAUCGCCCAGACGAUUUUUCUCGACAGUGACAUUGAUCCUCCUCGAAGUGCAUUCAACCGUGACUGGAUUCAGAUGAAGAAGAACAUAGAGAAUAUUACUAUGAGCACUGAAAGAAGCUGUAAUUUAGAUGCCAUUAUCAAGGCCUCGCGACUUCUGGCUGGGAACGAUGACGAACAGCCCGGUCAUCUUGUUUGUUUAACUGAUGGCAAUGUGUUCUAUCCUAGAAAAGAAUUUCCGAAAAUGUUGAAUAAGUUUACAUGCAUGCCGGCUACGUUGCAUAUCAGAAGCCUGGGCCCAAAGCCGAAAAUAGACCCCGUCACGUCGCUCGUGAAGGUCGUCGAUAAAACUAUCGCUAAUGGGAAGCGGGCGUCAAUUAAACGCGUCGCAGCUAACGAAGUUGACACCGCUGCGAGGAGAUUAUUCGUCGAUGAGUUUGCGCCGAUGACGACGAAACUUGUUCUCGGCAAACUUUCGUCAGAAAUGGUGUUGCAUCCUCGACCUCCAGGAGUGCUCGAUCAAACGAACAUCAUGUCGAUUCUGGGUUUCAUCCCAAUCAAGCAUCUAAGCGGCCCUCCCAUCGACUCAAACCACCAAAUCAUUCCUGAAGCAAUCAAUCAGGAAGAACCCCACCUUGUCAUUCUUCUGAUUCAUUCACUUCUACAACUGCCAAAGGCGGAUAGGAAAGUCGCCCUGGUCAAAAUUGGCGACCGCUACGGACUUUUACAUGCUCAAGAAAAGGAUGAAAGUCACAAGUGGCUGACGUUUUCGUUGUUCUUUCCUGGAGACACGCCGCUUCCGUGGAUGGUGGUGUACGGGGACAAUGCUGCCAAGCAAGAUUAUCCGCUGGUGGAUGACUUUGCGAAGAGAAGGUCAUAUGCAACGCCGACGAUUGUAUGGUCAAAAGAUAACUGGAUCAUUGCGGAUUUGCAAAAGGCCGCCAGAGUAGCGAAGAAACUCCCAGAUAAGCAAGUUGCAUUUUACAAAGAAAUUUACAUGCUCACCACCGAAGCUGCUAAUUACAAGGACUCAAAACCAAAAGCCACGGAGGAGAUCACUCAUUGCAUUCGCCAACUCAAGAUAAUCCUGGCUGCAAUCAACGACGAGGACGAUCGGAAAAUGCAUGAGCUUGAAAAUUACACUAUCACGCCGAUGAGCAGUGGCUAA